CGACUUGGCAGCACGACAACUCUUUUAUCAACAGGACAGGAUGCUUGCACGGGCCCUCAUGGCUGCUCCAUCAGCGCUCUUCAGGAGUAGUAUGGCAUCCACUGCAUCACUACAAACGCUAGCAAGGACUCUCCCAACCUUCACACAUCAAAAUGCGCUCUUUGCGCAAAAUCAGCAGCAGGUACGGACAUUCAAGGUCCGCUCGGCAGUUAAGAAGUUGUGUCCUGCGUGUGCUAGUGUCAGGCGGAAGGGAAAAGUAUACAUCAUCUGCAAGGAAAAUAAAAAGCACAAGCAACGGCAGGGAUAGUUGUUUUCUAUGGCGCAAUGGAAUGAAGAACAGGCAUUCUGCGAGGUUCAGCUUGAUCAAGUUAUCAAGUUCUAUUUGAAGAAGCUCAGGUUGAAAGGAGGGAAUUAAACAGAGUGCAGAAAUGAAAGAGACAAAGGCCAGGAAAGGCGUACGAGCAGAUGACACGGAACUCUGCCGCACAAGCUUCCUCGACUCUACUUUGUGUCUCUUUUUGAGAAAGGCUUUUUUCAGGCGCGAAAAGCACGCCCUGCCAUAGAAAUAACCGCAAGAAUGAAAACAUCAAGAUGCCAUGACCACAUUUUCCUACUGUUGUUGUCCAUCUUGCUCCUCUUCCGCUCCAGGUGCUGCAUUUUCAACGUUGUGGAAGUCCAAGAUCUCGC
Messenger RNA from Protomyces lactucae-debilis, 687 nucleotides. Its product is annotated as ribosomal protein L36-domain-containing protein. The record is from RefSeq and is a predicted model, not a curated record. Gene Ontology annotation, biological process: translation; ribosome biogenesis. Lineage: Eukaryota; Fungi; Ascomycota; Taphrinomycetes; Taphrinales; Protomycetaceae. Gene Ontology annotation, molecular function: structural constituent of ribosome. The transcript has a single exon. Gene Ontology annotation, cellular component: ribosome; mitochondrial large ribosomal subunit. The coding region runs from base 41 to 307 and encodes 88 amino acids.